AUGACUGCAAAUAGUCAGUGUAAUUCAAACAAAUGUAUUUCCGAUAAAAUACCAAAGGUGAAAAAAUGCAGUUCAAGUUACCCUAGGGAUGGUUCAACAUCAGCGAAAAAAAUACGAGUUAAUUGUUCUUCAUCAUCAGAUGAUGAACCACCAAGUGCUUUUUCUGAUAACCUGAAAAAUAAGAAUGAUAUAACAAAUUUGCAUUUACGCAAACUAGGUGAAAAUACACAGAAAAUUGAUGAUAAUCUAAAUGUUGCAAAUUCACAAUUAGAUUUUAUCAAAACAGGUUCACACACAAAAAAAAAUCAAUUUAGCAACAAUCAAGCGUCAACUGAUAAUGAUGGCCAAGUGAUAGAUACGUUCGAAGGUACAGAUAAAACAACUUCAAAACAUUUAUUUAAACAAAACGAUAAUACUAUAAACUUUAACACAUCAUCAAGUAAUGAAGAUUUAAUUUUACCAGUUACUAAAAUCAAACUACAGAAAACUACCACUGUUCAGACCAAGUCUACUACUAAAAACAAAAAACGAAUGCCCGAUGGAAAAACCACUUUUGAUGUUUCGAACAACUCUGAUUCUUUGUCAAGUGACGACGAAAUAACUAUAUCUAUCAAAAGUAGUCCAGCAAGACUUUCUUAUGAUGACGAACCAAUUAAACCUGUAAAAAGAAUUGAAGCUAAAUCUUCACUCCACGUUGAUUCUUCAUCAAGUGAUGAUGAACUUGUUAAAGCUGUACAAAAAACUGUUUUUAAACCUUCUGUUCACAAUGAUUCUUCUUCAAGUGAUAAUGAACCUGUUAAGCCUGUACAAAGAACUGUUAUUAAACAUUUAGUUCAUGAUGAGUCUUCUUCAAGUGAUGAUGAACCAGUUAAACCUAUACAAAGAACUGUUAUUAAACCUUCUGUUCCCAAUGAUUCUUCUUCAAGUGACGAUGAAAUAGUUUUACCGAAGGAGAAGAAAUUUAUAGAAAUAUGA
Messenger RNA from Dermatophagoides pteronyssinus (European house dust mite), 975 nucleotides. Its product is annotated as nucleolin 2-like. The record is from RefSeq and is a predicted model, not a curated record. NCBI's taxonomy places the organism in Eukaryota, Metazoa, Arthropoda, Arachnida, Sarcoptiformes, Pyroglyphidae.